Molecule: messenger RNA, 1368 nt
Organism: Chanos chanos (milkfish)
Lineage: Eukaryota; Metazoa; Chordata; Actinopteri; Gonorynchiformes; Chanidae
Gene: nusap1
Product: nucleolar and spindle associated protein 1
Exons: 12
Coding region: 1-1368 (455 amino acids)
Biological process (GO): mitotic chromosome condensation; establishment of mitotic spindle localization; mitotic cytokinesis
Cellular component (GO): microtubule; mitotic spindle; nucleolus
Molecular function (GO): microtubule binding
Source: RefSeq, a predicted model, not a curated record
AUGGAAUUAGAAUCGAUGAAAUAUGCAGAUCUACAACGGCUUGCAAAGGAAGUUGGACUGAAAGCUAACAUGAAGGCCGAUAAACUGUUGAAAGCAUUGAAGGAGCACUAUGAGCAACAAGAAAAUUCUGAGAAUGGAAAUGUCGAGGCUACUGCACCCCCUGAGACUGAAAGUCAGCCAAAGCCAGAGGAGGCUGCAUUUGUGACCAAACGCCGUGGAAGGGGCCAGAAGAGCAAAAGGAAGCACCCAGAUGACGGCGAUCUAUACAAUGAGCCCAAAGAACAUCCCAGUCCAGAGCAGUCUGAUAUGAAGCCAAGUGAACCAGAGGAACGCAGGGCUUCUAAGAGGAAAAGGGUGUCCUCGGAUAAUGAUGCAGAAGUUGCACCUACACCAAAAGAAAGUCAGGAAAAAAACGGAGCUGAUCCUAGCCGUGAAGAUCCCGUUCCUGAGCCGCGUGAUGAUGGAGAGGACAAGAAGAUGGACAGGGCCGUGAAGAAAAUUCCUCGUCAUGAAGGGCUUCUGAAGAAAAGGAAGACCACCCUCAAACCAACAACUCCCAAUUUCAAGAAACUUCAUGAAGCACAUUUCAACAAAAUGGAGUCCAUUGAUUCCUAUGUUCAGAGGAAGAACAAGCAAAUGGAGAUGUUCAGGAAUUCAGUGAAGGAGUUGAAGACUCUCUCAGAGAAAACCAUUUUGAAACCAGUGGAGAGAAAAACUCCAGCUGGGAGGCCAAACGUGAACCGCGCCUCCUUGUUCAGCCCUGGUAUACAGGAGAAGAGAGCUCCUCAAGAGAACCGCAGGCUCACUGAGCUCUCUGCCAGCAAACCUGCCCUAAAGGACAGCACCGCCUUUAAGCCCACAGUCCUCACUACCAACAAGAUUAACGUGAGGUUCACUCAGGCUACGCAGGACAAUGAGCACAAACGCUCUCUGGUGAAGACCCCAGCACGGAUGUCACCCCACGUUAUCGUCACCUCAACCCCAGGGAGAAAGUCUGACGUCCGCGGGAAAUCCGAAGCCAACAAAACAAGUUUCAUCAACAAGACCCCUGGAACAACUCCAUUUAUCUUCAGCGGAAAUACCAGUCUGUCAAACACCCCAGGAACCAACAAAAAGAAGACCUUUGACCUGAAGGCCAGUCUAUCACGACCUCUAACCUACAAGCCACACAAGGGAAAGCUGAAGCCUUUUGGUCCAGCUCAGGAAAACACAAACCUAAACAAAUCACAGACCAUCUCAUCACAACAGAAGAACUACAAACAGCACCAAGUCCAGACCAGGGAGGACAGACGGACCAAGCACACGGAGGACAGGAAGCAGAAGAAAGAGAAGAUGCUAGGAGCCAGACGAGGUCUUGUCAUGGCCUAA